Molecule: messenger RNA, 1227 nt
Organism: Solanum pennellii
Lineage: Eukaryota; Viridiplantae; Streptophyta; Magnoliopsida; Solanales; Solanaceae
Product: EEF1A lysine methyltransferase 4
Exons: 7
Coding region: 130-891 (253 amino acids)
Source: RefSeq, a predicted model, not a curated record
AAUGCCGAAGGGUAAUAUGAUUACGAAGUUGGAAAUAUAUCUCUCAGAUUGUCCAAAAAAAUUAAAAUGAAUAAUUAGAGAAUUAAGGUUUAGGGUUUUCAUCAAGGAAACGCCCCCAUUUUCAUCGUCAUGGACCGGCCGGAGCCGGAAAACCCCGACGUCGUUCCUACUACAGCUCUGGCAUAUCUUGAUCGGAACUACUGGGAUAAGAGGUUCGCUCAAGAGGAACACUACGAAUGGUUCAAAGAUUAUUCCCAUUUCCGUCACAUUGUUCUUCAACACAUUAAACCUCAAACUUCUGUGUUGGAGCUAGGAUGUGGAAAUUCUCAGUUGUGUGAAGAAUUAUAUAGAGAUGGCAUUACUGAAUUGACCUGCAUUGAUUUGUCUCCCAUUGCAGUGGAGAAGAUGAAACAAAGAUUGAUAAACAAGGGAUACAAAGAAAUAAAAGUGCUGGAAGCUGAUAUGCUAGACCUGCCUUUUGAAGAUGGAUGUUUUGAUGUGGUUAUAGAGAAAGGAACAAUGGAUGUGUUGUUCGUGGACAGUGGUGACCCGUGGAAUCCACACCCUGCAACAGUGGAGAAGGUGAUGAAAAUGCUUCAUGAAAUUCACAGAGUUCUGAAACCCGAGGGCAUAUUUAUAUCUAUCACAUUUGGCCAGCCACACUUCAGGCGCCGGUUCUUUAGUGAUCCUGAGUUUACCUGGUCUAUGGAGUGGAAUACUUUUGGAGAAACAUUCCACUAUUUCUUCUACGUCUUGAAAAAGGGACAAAGAUCAUCAGAGAGCGAGGAGUGCAGGGAGAAAGCUCAUAUGCCAUCAAUAUCUCUAUACCAUGACGAAUUAGAGGGUGAAGACUUUUUAUUCAGAACCAACAUUGAUGAGAUGGAAAGCUAGAAAUGAAAUGUAAAUUGCGACUCGCUACCCAUUGCUUUAUGUCUUUUAUUUUAGGACUGAGAUUUAACAAAAAAAAAAUGUAAUUUUUCCAUCACAAUAAUUGAUAUCGGUAGAGGAAGGGGUUGGACCUUCGACCUUGUGGUUAACAGCCACACGCUCUAACCAACUGAGCUACUCCAGCGUCUUGAAGAGCAAUUUGAUUACCAGUCCUACUCAAGUUGUAUUAUCCUGUUUACCUAUUAUUCAACACAAAAUUAAAGGUUUGUGUUACGUUCCUUUGCUUAUUUUCUUGGCCAUGAAAUGGACAUUGAAAAAUGGUUAGUUUUUGUUCUUCAA